AAUCGAUUGAAACUUCAAAAUUCAUAUGUAUAAUUCAUCAUCUCGAACAAUCAGAAUGAAUAUUCUCAAUGCAAUCAGAUUAUAUCUCUAAUCAUCUGAGAUUCACCCAUUCAAGGAGAUAAGACAGUGAAACAAUAAUUAGAUGAUUUAAUCGGCUCGAAUGAUAUCUUCAAACCUUUCGAUCAGUUGGGAAUAGUCUAAUAUUUUUUUUUACUGUUUGAACAUCAGAAUCAGAAGGUUAAGUUUUGACUACAAUAUGAAGACGGAAAUCAGAGUUGAAAAUGCAACUGAGAAGGCAGAGUUACCAGUUCCUGGACUAGGUGUGAGACAUAUUCAAGUUGGUCUGCUGUUCUCACUUCUUGCGAUUGCCUAUGGCAUGCGUGUGAAUUUAUCAGUAGCAAUUGUUGCUAUGACGGAUGUCAGCACGUCAAGCAAUCCCGAUGUACCGAAAGCUAAACGUGACAAUGCAGAAGCUGAUGCUACCCACUUUGAUAACACGAGCAUAGUUAGUAUCAGAUUAGCCCUUAAUGGUGAAUAUUGGCCUAAUGAGAGAAUGCAGCUGGAUUUCACUAAACAAGACUACACCCUUGCUUACUACAACUAUACCAGGUUCUAUUCGAGCUAUUCACAUUCGACGGAGGUUCACCCAAUUUUGGAUUAUGGGGAAUUCAAACAGCAUGCAUUAUUUGUGAUUGAUUGCUCGAGGCAGGAAGAGACCAUGAAAUCAUCGACAGUUGAUAUAAAGCUUGAAAUCGAAGCCGAUAAAGGAUUCCCUGCUGACACCAAAGCCUAUUGCAUCAUCGUACAUGACUGUCUGCUAGAGUACUUCCCUCUAACGGAAGUCGUCAGAACCUUGAUUUGA
Molecule: messenger RNA, 862 nt
Organism: Phaedon cochleariae (mustard beetle)
Lineage: Eukaryota; Metazoa; Arthropoda; Insecta; Coleoptera; Chrysomelidae
Source: the annotation of a GenBank genome assembly